GGGCAAAGAAGGGGAGGAGGAGCCACAGUUUGAGUACUGAAGUCAUUAUUGCUUGGAGUCUAUAAAAAGGCAGUUGCACAGAAUCCCCAGCCCCAGAUGUUGGGAGAGGAGGGGGGCUGAAACUUCAGCUCUCUGGAGGAAAGGUUGCAGGCGAUGAAGAGGAAGAGCAGCUGAAGGAGCAGCUCUGAUAAAUAGGAUCUUUUAUCUUUUGGAAAAUGCAUUUAUCACACUCCUUGGCAAGCCCCUCAGAAGGAAUAGAAUGUGUUAGCUUCCAGACAUGAACACGUCCUCUCAAUUGUAUGUUUCUGAACUAAACUUGAGUGCCUUUGGUAGCAACUUUACUGGGCCUACUGUCAAGAGCAAGUCAUCGCCAUGUGAGCAAGUGGUCAUUGCAGCUGAGGUGUUCCUAACUCUGGGCAUCGUAAGCCUGCUUGAAAACAUCUUAGUUAUAUGUGCAAUAGUUAAGAACAAGAACUUGCAUUCACCAAUGUAUUUUUUUGUUUGCAGUUUAGCAGUGGCUGACAUGCUGGUUAGUGUGUCUAAUGCUUGGGAGACCAUAACGAUAUACUUAAUAAACAAUAGACACAUCAUUAUGGAAGAUGCCUUUGUCCGUCAUAUAGACAAUGUCUUUGAUUCAAUGAUUUGCAUAUCUGUGGUGGCUUCCAUGUGCAGUUUGUUGGCUAUAGCAGUAGACAGAUACAUCACUAUCUUCUAUGCCCUGCGUUAUCACAACAUCAUGACAGCGAAAAGAUCAGGGCUUAUUAUUGCAUGCAUCUGGACUUUUUGCACGGGCUGUGGCAUUAUCUUCAUUCUUUAUUAUGAAUCAACUUACGUGGUCAUUUGUCUCAUCACUAUGUUUUUUACCAUGUUGUUCCUCAUGGUCUCACUGUACAUCCAUAUGUUCCUCCUGGCUCGUACUCAUGUGAAGAAAAUUGCUGCUUUGCCUGGGUACAACUCUGUCCGCCAAAGAACCAGCAUGAAAGGAGCCAUCACUCUGACUAUGCUUCUUGGCAUCUUCAUUGUUUGCUGGGCUCCAUUCUUCCUUCAUCUCAUCCUGAUGAUCUCCUGCCCUCAAAACCUCUACUGUGUUUGCUUCAUGUCUCACUUCAACAUGUACCUCAUUCUCAUCAUGUGCAAUUCAGUGAUCGAUCCCUUGAUUUACGCCUUUCGUAGCCAGGAAAUGAGGAAGACCUUCAAAGAGAUAAUUUGUUGCUAUAGCCUGAGAAUGAUCUGUGGUUUAUCAGACAAGUAUUGAGAAAGCAAAACCAAACCAAGAAAGAGAAUAGAAAUGCAACAUCUUGCCGCAUCUUAUAACUCUGCUGAAAUGCCAAUGGAACAUAGUUUCUCUGUUCAGCUGUGAUGAUUUCUGCAGCAAUCAGAACCUAUUUUUUAACAUGUGAUUUUACAUUUCUUUCCCUCCACACACCUCUGUCAUGCUGAUGGUAGGAGCUACUCAGUGCGUCUGUAUAAUGGGGAAAAGAAUAUUUUGAAUCUCAUUUACUCUACCAAAGGCUGGAUUUUUUUAGGGGAUUAUACAGGGAAAGCCAUACUUUCUGCUAAACGCAAUGAGUGAGACCUGCCAUGUGAAUGAAACCAUCAUCCUUUCAAUAUGUGUUUCUUUUAAUAUUAUCUUUCUCUCUAGGAAAAAAAAAUUGUCUCUCUAGGUAAAAAUAAGCCUGGCUUAUUUUGAUGUCCAGAAUUACCAGGUGGUGUUUUUUCUUUUUUUUUUUUUUUUUUUUUUUUUUUUUUUUUGCUAUUUAUUUCUAAAGAUACAAAAUCAGAGAAGUAGCUCCAAUUAUCAAGCUUCACAUACCUUGGUCAACAAUUAUGACCAAUAUACAUGCACAUAUCAGCAGUCUCGUAUUCCAGUCAUGACUGUUACUGUCAUAAAAUGUGUAUUAUGUAAGAGGCCUGUGUUACCAUGAGAUUUUCCAGGUUGGAUACAGUACUUUGUCAUAUAUGACUAUCUGUGUUUUAAUCACACUGAUGUGUGAUGUAUCUUAGGUGGAUUUUAAGGCUGAAUAUGAAGACUGAGCUGAUUUGAGUUUGUCUGUUUUCUUUAUUCACCAGGGCUAGAGAAGUAAAGGGUACAUGACUCUAGAUAGUCAUGUAAUGUUUUGUGAAGAUCGAAAAACUUGGGUGAGUGCCUGCCUUUGAACAGACAUCAGAAAAACCUUUUGGUUGUGAGGAGCCUCUGUUACUGGAGGAAGUUGUUCUGUAGAUUGUAUAUUUCAAGCUGGGAGAGAAAAAACAAGUUUGAUAAUCAAAAACCAUAGCAGUCAAUGGCAAAAGACGGAUUUCAAAACCUCAGGCACGUGUUGCUAUUACAAAGAGUCCUGACUUUUGCUCCCCAAAAAAAACAGAUUUUGUCUUUGUUGAGAGGAUUCCAGGCUGAAACUCUCAUGCCUUUUGUGUGAGUAAUUUGCAUCUAGUCAUGCUUUCAUAAACGUGCUGUUCUGCAACAGCUGUGUAAUGUACAAAAUGUUGGAUUUAUCACAGAUGAAGGAAGUGGAAGUAUGGCAUUGAUUUCUUGAUGAGCAUGGAUGGUGCAUAUCUUGCACUGUGAUUUAAGCUAUGAAAAUAUUUCAAGUGGUGACAACCCACUAACUAGAUAUCAGAAAAAAUGGAAAAAUGAGCUAUUCCUUCUGAAAUCUGAAAGAAUAAUGCUUGUUAUACUUGGUUUACAGAUGCAGUAAAACUCUUGUUCUCAAUAGAAGGAAUAUGAUAUAUUCCAUGGGUGUUAGGUUAUACCUUCAAGGUGAAAGUCCUGAUUCAGUUAUAGGAAAUUUUUUUACAAUAAGGGUGGUCAAACAUAGGAACAGGCGCCCAGUUGUUGUGCAAACUCCAUCCUUAAAGAUAUUCAAAACUUGACUGUACUCAGCCCUGAACAAUCUGGUUGAAGUUGAAAGGUGAUUGACUUUGAAGCUGGCCCUGCUUUGAAUGAUUAGGAAUAGAUUACCUCCAUAGGUCCCUUCCAAACCAAGUUAUUUGGUGUUUCUAUGAAACAGUUUGCAUAUUAUGAUAAAAUGAUAAUUUUUCCCUCCUAAUUUUAUCUUUUGUGUAAGAAAAAUUGUAAGAUAUUCUCCUCCAAACAUUUAAAAAGAUAGAACACUUGUGUUUUCAUUUGCUUUGGAGGUCUCUGACAGGAGAAGUAAGGUGUAGCUUUAGCACUAGAGUUAUACAUUUUGUCUGCUGCACCUGAAAAGAUAUUAUUCGUCCAGCUCACACUUAUCUCACUCUAACAUGAGUGGGAAUGUUAUUCUCAGUGAAGAUAUCUUAUUGUGCUGACUGAUAUAAUGGUUAUAUCAGUGCACUAGGUUCUGGAAUCUUCCUUCAGCUACAUCUGAAAAUGGGAUUUCAGAGAUAUGUUUGUGGUCAGUAGUGAGAAUCUUGUCUUGUUUCAGUCCAUCUCUUGAACCCUAUCCAUAAAUAGCACCUAAAUGUGGGCUCUUGCAACUAGGAAUGUAAAUGGCAAAAGGAGAUAGCUCCAUUGCACAGUGAAAUGCAUCAGCUGAUGUAAAUAAAUCAUUCAAUCCUCACCAGGUAUUGCAAAUAAGACAGUCUUGUACAUAAUUGCAAAAUGACAAAGGGGAAGCCAAAAGUGUAAAAGCUUUGGGUGUUUUCUUGAAUUGUAUAUUAAUUUUUUUGUUUUGUUUUGUUUGAAGUUUGUUUGAUGUAUAAACACAGACAUAUGAAGAAACUAUUAAACUGGAUUGCUGGAAAA
Lepidothrix coronata (blue-crowned manakin) is the source of this 3724-nucleotide messenger RNA. It is a transcript of the gene MC5R, whose product is annotated as melanocortin 5 receptor. The record is from RefSeq and is a predicted model, not a curated record. Gene Ontology annotation, biological process: G protein-coupled receptor signaling pathway. Gene Ontology annotation, cellular component: membrane. Bases 278 to 1255 code for a protein of 325 amino acids. The transcript has 3 exons. NCBI's taxonomy places the organism in Eukaryota, Metazoa, Chordata, Aves, Passeriformes, Pipridae. Gene Ontology annotation, molecular function: melanocortin receptor activity.